UGGUAUAGUAUAGAGUAUAGUUUAUGCGAGAUAGCGAGAACACACAAAUAAUCGGUGCGUCGAGCGAUUAUCGAUGGAAUAAAUCGGCUUCGUUUAUCCGUGAGAUUUUUCGAUAGAGUUUCAUUGCGGUGCGGUAGGCUGAUUUUCUCUGUCUUUUGAUAUUGGCCGUGUUCACCGAGUGCGUCGUAAUCAUGAAUAAUAGGAUCGUCAACGCGAAACUGGUGGAAUAUCAUACGAACAUAGUAACAGUGUAAUUUAGAAAUGGAAAAUUGAAUUAAGGCAUCCAAGAGUGGACAAAUGAUUUUCAUACACUUUUAGUUCGCGUGAACGAACAAAACGGGUGACUGUUGUCGUCGCGUGUCUCGAACGUGCAGGCGAAACCGUUUUCGAACGCAGAGCUCAGCAUGGUGAUACGAUUGUAAUUACCAAUUCGCAGCUUCCCGCGUUGCACUUGCUCACAUUUGCUCAGCCGCGCGAAGAUACAUAAGACUUUUUGUCCUUAUGAGUGUCUUUUGAAGUACGGUGGAAGUAUUAAUCUGUAAAUUUUACUCAAAGGAGGAUGCCAGUAACUAAACGUAUUCCAUGUCCCUCGCGAUCCGACGGUGGUAGCAGUGAAAGUCCAUUACUUGUGGAAGAAGGAGAAACAGUUGGCGCGCCUCAUAGUCCACGCAGUAAACAUAAUCAUAGUCAUUCGCAUGCUAAUCCUCAUAGGUCCCACAGUUAUCGUCAUGAAAAACCAAAACAGCUAGUAAAGUAUGGAGAGCUAGUUAUUCUUGGAUACAAUGGAUUCCUUCCGCCAGGAGAUCGGGGAAGAAGAAGGAGUAAGUUUAUUCUGUUUAAGAGGCCUGUACCAAAUGGCGUAAAACGCAGUAAACAUUACAUUGUCAAAACGCCUCACAGUUCGCAAGCUAUUCUCAACACAAAACAACAUUCAAUUUCGUACACGUUAUCCCGAACACAAGCCGUUAUCGUGGAAUAUACCGAGGAUGAAGGAACGGAUAUGUUUCAGGUCGGCCGUUCCUCUGAAUCCCCGAUCGACUUUGUCGUCAUGGACACGUGUGCAGGCGGUAGCGACGGAUCUAACGAAGGACGCGUUGCCCAAAGUACAAUCAGCAGGUUUGCUUGUCGAAUUUUGGCUGAUCGGUCGGAUCCCAGAAUCGCAAGAAUAUAUGCCGCAGGUUUUGAUAGUUCGAGAAAUAUUUUCUUAGGGGAAAAAGCAACAAAGUGGCAAGAAAAUCGCGAGAUCGACGGACUUACAACAAACGGAGUUUUAAUAAUGCAUCCACGGGGUCAGUUUUGCGGUGGUGAGGCACAGUGCGGCUUUUGGAGAGAAGUCAGCGUAGGCGGCGGAGUUUUCUCGCUAAGGGAGAGUCGAAGCGCCCAGCAAAAAGGAAACGUUGUGGAGGACGAGAACAACAUACUGCAAGAUGGAACGCUGAUCGAUCUAUGCGGUGCUACGUUACUUUGGAGAUCGGCCGAAGGUCUCGCAAAGUCUCCGACAAAACACGAUUUGGAGGAAUUAGUUGACGCUAUAAAUGCUGGAAGACCACAAUGCCCGGUUGGUUUGAACACGUUAGUUAUACCGCGUAAAGCAGCUGCGGACUCGGCUCAACAGCAACCAUACGUGUAUUUGAAGUGUGGACAUGUGCAAGGUCACCACGACUGGGGCCAAGAGAAAGACAAAGCGACGAGAAGAUGCCCGAUGUGUCUGGUAGCUGGUUCGGUAGUUAAACUUUCUAUGGGAAUAGAACCCGCGUUUUAUGUCGAUUGUGGCCCACCAACUUACGCGUUUAGGCCUUGCGGGCACAUGGCUACAGAAAAAACAGUAAAAUAUUGGGAAAAAGUCGCGAUACCACAUGGUACAAAUGGUUACAUUGCAAUUUGUCCAUUCUGCGCAGUCCCUCUCGAAGGUACACCAGGAUACGUGAAACUCAUUUUCCAAGAUAAUGUAGAUUGAGGUUUGUUUACCGUUCGGUCGUGAGUAUGUGUAGAAAUCAUUAACUUCUUAUAAAGUGCAAGGAUUAUUAAAAUUAAUAAAAUGUAAAUAAUCUUAAUACAACUAUAUAUAACAAAGUUCUGUUCUUCUUCCUUGAUAUAAAUUUAAGCAAACUUUUAUAUGUACAAAUAGCUCCGCAUUGGUUAUUACAUAAAUGCCAACAUAAAAUAAAUAUCCCUUCUUAUACAGUAUUAUUCAUAUACGUAUUAUUUUUUUAAGGCAUUAUCAAAUUGUUCAACUCUACGUGUAAUUUUCGAAAAGAGCAUUUUUAUUUCGUAUCCUUGUUCUAGCUCUUUUCUCUCUCUCUCUCUUUUUUUUAAAUUAGUACGAAACUUUGUUACUGUUGUUUAUAUUUAUUUUUCAUUAAUAGUUAACUCGAUACCCUACUACAUUAUAAAUAAAAAGUUCUUCGUUUAAAGAUUCAAUCUUUCACGGUUUUAAUUGUACUUGUAAUUUAAAAAUGAGAUUGCGAGAAUCAUCAAGGUUACAUCGUUUCAAACAAUAAUUACUUAAACGUAUAUAUUUUCGAACAUGUCUUCAUUUUUAUGCUCGUAUAAUAAUCACAUAAGAUCAAGUAAUAAUAUUAUAAAUAUGUAACAUCUCCAAAAGACAUGGAGUUACAUCUGCGCUAAUUCUUAUGUACACGAAACAGUAACUACAGUUAAAAGUAUAUCGGUAUAUCAAGAUCGAAUUGAUUAAGUGUAUUAGUAUAUUAAUAUCUAGUAAAUUCAAUCCUGUUCUUACAUUAACAGGAAUGUGCCUAGUCUCACACAAAGAUAUUUUUCUUCUUUCCUAUAUUGGUGUUAUUUGUUUCUCGGUAAUAUAGUGACGGAUAAUGUACAAAUUUAGUGUGGUAAUUUGCGAAUUAGUCUAUCGAAAAGAAAAGAACGAUGUUCAGCGAGCGCGAUUUCUGUUUUUACAUGUAAUGUGCACAAGUAAGCACGUGAAUUUCAUACGAAGAAAAUGAUUUAGGAUAAUUAUUAAUGACAAUCAGUUUUAUCUUUUCCGAUCGUUGGACCCACUACGACGAGAACGAGAUCGUCGACUGCGGCUAUUACUGCGCGAACGUUUCGA
Messenger RNA from Hylaeus anthracinus, 3070 nucleotides. It is a transcript of the gene Pli, whose product is annotated as protein pellino. The record is from RefSeq and is a predicted model, not a curated record. NCBI's taxonomy places the organism in Eukaryota, Metazoa, Arthropoda, Insecta, Hymenoptera, Colletidae. The transcript is spliced from 8 exons. Gene Ontology annotation, molecular function: protein binding; ubiquitin protein ligase activity. Bases 560 to 1957 code for a protein of 465 amino acids. Gene Ontology annotation, biological process: protein polyubiquitination; regulation of Toll signaling pathway.